AUUUCGCAAAAAAACUUUCGAUAAACGUUCGUCUAUAUCUUAUUUGGGUAUAUGACGCGGCUUUUCGCUCAUUUUACUCGAGUGUCAAGUAUAGCGUCAUAUUGUGCAAACUGCAAGCCAGUAGGAUCUGUAGGAUAGGGUAAAUUGUCAGUGUGUCAAAUUCACUGUGUUUUUCGAUAAAUUUUUCAAAGAGAAAGCAGAGCCCGUCUAAAAAUGAAGACACGAUUUAACACUUACGAUCUUGUAUGUUCAGUUACUGAACUGCAAAGAUUUAUUGGCAUGCGUGUCAAUCAGAUAUACGAUAUAGAUCAUCGUACGUAUCUUAUACGUCUUCAACGGAGCGAGGAAAAAUGCAUUCUUCUGCUCGAAUCUGGUAACAGGAUCCACACCACAGCUUUCGAGUGGCCCAAGAAUGUAGCUCCCUCAGGUUUCUCCAUGAAGAUGCGCAAACAUCUUAAGAACAAAAGAUUAGAGAGUCUCACGCAAGUCGGUAUGGAUCGAAUAAUAAAGUUGCAAUUCGGAAGUGGCGAAGCUGCCUACCAUCUAAUUUUAGAGGUGUACGAUCGCGGUAAUAUAAUCCUCACUGAUCACGAAAUGGUAAUUUUAUAUGUGUUAAGACCUCACACCGAAGGAGAUAAGAUUAGAUUUGCAGUAAAAGAGAAGUAUCCCUUAGACAGAGCCCAUUCCACAACUAUGCCACCUGUAGAUGUAAUCCAGGAGCAUAUUCAGAAAGCUAAGGAGGGAGACAGUCUUAAAAAAGUGUUAAAUCCACAAUUAGAAUUUGGUUCAGCUGUGAUUGAUCAUGUUUUACUUAAAGCCGGAUUUAAUCUUGGUUGCAAAAUCGGUAAAGAUUUUAAUAUCAAUGAAGAUAUGCCAAAAUUAAUUCUAGCACUCGAGGAUGCUAAUAACAUGCUGGAUCAUGCGAAGAAAAAUGUCUCAAAAGGCUAUAUCAUACAGAAAAAAGAAUCGAAACUGAUUCAGGAUGGCAAGGAAGAUUUUAUACUUGCUAAUAUUGAAUUCCAUCCAUUCUUGUUUGAGCAGUAUAACAAUCAGCCUUACAAGGAGUUUGAUUCGUUUGACGCUGCAGUGGAUGAAUAUUUCUCUACAAUGGAAGGACAAAAGAUAGAUUUGAAGGCUUUGCAACAGGAAAGAGAAGCUUUGCAAAAGUUGGAAAGAGUGAGAAAGGAUCACAGUCAGAGAUUGAUUACGUUAGAAAAGACACAGGAAUUAGAUAAACAAAAAGCCGAAUUAAUUUCAAGGAAUCAGGUUCUAGUGGACAACGCUAUACUAGCUAUACAAAGCGCCUUGGCAAAUCAGAUGUCUUGGCCCGACAUUCAGGUUUUAUUGAAAGAAGCUCAAGCCAGAGGUGAUCCUGUCGCUUCUGCUGUAAAACAAUUAAAACUAGAAACCAAUCAUAUUGCCCUAAUGUUGCACGAUCCUUACGAAGACAGUGACGAGGAAUCUGAGCUCAAACCUAUGAUCAUCGACAUAGAUUUGGCUCAUACAGCAUUCAGUAAUGCCAAGAGGUAUUAUAGUCAAAAGAAAUCAGCCGCAAAGAAGCAGCAAAAAACGAUAGAAUCCGAGGGGAAAGCUUUGAAGUCGGCGGAAAAGAAAACAAAGCAAACGUUGAAAGAAGUGCAAACCAUACAUACCAUUAGUAAAUUAAGAAAGAUGUAUUGGUUUGAAAAAUUCUAUUGGUUUAUUACAUCCGAAAAUUAUUUAGUGAUUGGAGGAAGAGAUCAACAACAGAACGAGUUGAUAGUGAAAAGAUAUCUAAAGCCGGGAGAUCUAUAUGUUCAUGCAGAUUUAACUGGUGCCAGUUCUGUCGUAAUAAAAAAUCCCAGUGGCAAUCCUGUAUCGCCAAAAUCAUUAGCAGAAGCAGGUGCAAUGGCUGUUGCAUACAGUAUAGCAUGGGAUUCGAAAGUAAUAACUAGUGCAUGGUGGGUGCAUCAUGAUCAAGUAUCCAAGAGUGCGCCUACUGGUGAAUACCUUACCACCGGAUCCUUCAUGAUACGUGGGAAAAAGAAUUAUCUGACGCAAAGUCAAUUAAUUAUGGGAUUAGGUAUCAUGUUUCGCCUAGAGGACAGUUCCAUCGAACGCCAUAAGGAUGAAAGGAGAGUGAAAGCAAUAGAUGAGGAAAGUGAAAAAGCAGAAUCGAUAGUCGAGGAUGACAAGGAAAUAGAAUUAGAGAGCGAGUCGGACGAAGAUGAAAAUCAAGAAGACAAAGAUACAUUAGAUCCAAUUGAAGAGGAGGAUCAAGAGAAAUCAGAAUCCCAUGUAAUGGACAGUAGCGUUAAAAAGGAUGCAUAUGAAGAAGACGAUGAAGAAGAUACGAAAUAUCAAUUUCCCGAUACGCAAAUUAAGAUUGAUCUUUCAGGCCCAAAGGUAAAACUACACGUUGAUAAUAAUCAGCCCUUAAUAAAUAAAUCUCAGGAGGAUACAAAAGAAAGUGUAGUUUAUUUAGGAGAUGAUAAGCCUGUCAUGAUAAAUGCAUCAACUAUGGACAAACAUACAAAAGCAAAACAAAGAAUACAUCCAAAAGAACCAACAGAGAAGGAUAAUAAGAAUGAAAAUAAUAAAAAGGGAGAGCAACCUGCACUAAAACGGGGACAAAAAGGAAAGCUAAAGAAAAUGAAAGAAAAGUACAAAGAUCAGGAUGAGGAAGAUAGAAGGCUUUCAAUGCUCGUUUUGCAGUCGGCAGGCGCAGCUAAAGAAGACAAAAGAAAAAAUAAGACUAAAGAUCCAUCAGGUCCAAAACAAGGAAAGAAAAAGACAAAUCCAAAACCAAACAUUCCGCCGCAAUCUACGCAUAUGAUAGACAACAUUGACGAUGAAGACGCUGGUCCAGUUCCUGAAGUUGAUAUGCUCGAUCAAUUGACAGGAAAGCCUGUAUCAGAAGAUGAAUUAUUGUUUGCUGUCCCUGUUGUGGCGCCUUACAAUACCUUGCAAAAUUACAAGUUUAAAGUGAAAUUGACACCUGGUAUUGGUAAGAGAGGUAAAGCUGCCAAAACAGCUGUAGCUGUAUUUCUCAGAGACAAAGAAAUUUCUUCACGUGAAAAAGAUCUCUUAAAAGUAAUUAAAGAUGAGACAAUAGCUAGGAAUAUACCUGGAAAAGUGAAAAUAAGCGCCCCUCAGAUUCAAAAAUUAAAAAAAUAAUCAUCUGAAAAAUGUUGAUUUUAAUUCGGAUAAUUGAUAACAUUUUAAUUACUUGCAACAUGUAAAACUUACAUAUUCGUGAAAAAUUGCAUAUUUUCUAUAAUUACACAAUAUUUUAUGAAUAUUAAUUGACAAAAAGUUAUUUUUUUUA
Messenger RNA from Wasmannia auropunctata (little fire ant), 3307 nucleotides. RefSeq names its product nuclear export mediator factor NEMF homolog (gene Clbn). Gene Ontology annotation, molecular function: tRNA binding; ribosomal large subunit binding. The coding region runs from base 214 to 3156 and encodes 980 amino acids. The transcript is spliced from 10 exons. The record is from RefSeq and is a predicted model, not a curated record. Gene Ontology annotation, biological process: ribosome-associated ubiquitin-dependent protein catabolic process; rescue of stalled cytosolic ribosome. NCBI's taxonomy places the organism in Eukaryota, Metazoa, Arthropoda, Insecta, Hymenoptera, Formicidae. Gene Ontology annotation, cellular component: RQC complex.